AUGGAGUCGCUAGCCAGAAGGCGGUGCCUCGCCUGGCUCCUCCACGCCAGUGAAACCGCAUCUGUUGCUUCCAGACUUCCCUCUACACCUCCCCUGAACCGGCUGAUACGCGUUAUUAGCAGCUCCAUUAACGCCCCCUGCUUCAAUUCCUUCAACAAGAGACACAUCCUCGAUAUUGCCAAGACCUCCAAAGCUUUCGAGAAUGCCAGGUUGCUGUCGGUAGCGUCGCACUCGCCAACUGGUUCUGCAGCGGCAGCAGUGGGUACCGACGGUCAUACUGGUGACACGGGCAAGGGGGGUGUGAGGGGCCUUCACUUUUCUUCCCCGCAUGUCAGGGUGUUUCAUGCCUCUGCGCCGGCAGCAGUGCUCACAGGCGGAGCAACUGGAGGUGACACGGGCAAGGCGGGUGUGAGGGGGCCGCAGCCCCUUCAGGGCUCAAGCGAGCAUGCAGGGGAGGCAGGGCGAUCCAAGCUGGUGGAGGCGUUUCAGAUUCAAGCAGCAUCAGACCCUAUGCGUGGCUUCAUGGUGGCGCUGCGUAAGUCAGAGCUCGGUUUUGAGACAGGCCUCGCGCUCAGGGACCUGCGGGUGGUCAUCUCCGCCCUUCAAAACCAGAUCCCCACUAUCCUCAUCCGUCCGCGGGCCAUAGUGGUGAGUCUGGCGCACGUGAGAGCCGUCAUCACAGCCAACCGCGCUUACAUCCUCAACACCUCCUCGCCCCGCGUGCGCCAGCGCCUCAUCCCCACCCUCCUGCGCCGCCUCUCCGCCUCCCAUGCUGCCGCCGCCGCUGCUGGUGGUGCUGGUGGUGCUGGUGGCGGUGGUGGUGGUGGUGGGGAUGCUGGGUGUGAUUCUUGCUCUCCGUCCUCCCGUCCUCCCUCCUCUUCCACAGCUUCGUUUUCGGGGUCGGAUUCGUUUUUCUCUGGAGCUGUGUCGGUGUUUUCGGAUUGUGGGGGUGAACCUCAAGGGAGAGAGGUGCGUGGAUCGGAGGGAGGAAGGGAGCAAGGAGGGAGUGAGCAGAAGCCGUUGGGGCGGCAGGAGCAGCAGCAGGGGAAGCAGGAGCGAGAGGAAGGGCGGCAGCAGGAGCUGGAGCAGGGGCAGGGGCGGGGGGAGGAGCAGGGGCAGGGGCGGGGGGAGGAGCAGGGGCAGGGGCAAGGGCAGGGGCGAGAGCAGUGGGGUUCUGAUGUGUGGGGUGAUGGAAAAGGCAGGUGUAGGGAGAGUGGGAGGCAGGUGACAGGAGUGUGUGGGAGAGGAGAGGAUGAUUAUGGAACGAGGGGGCAUGGAGAGAGAAGGGAGGAAAUUUUCUUGGAAGAGGAGAGGGAGGAGAGGAGAGGGGGUGAUAAAAGGGAUGAUGGGACGGAUGGUGGGAGGGAUGAUAAGCGAGAGGAGGAGUGGUGUCAGGGGUGGCAGGAGGAGGUAUCAGAGAGGAGGAGAGAGGAGUGGAGAGCUAGAAAACAGAGGGAGGAGGAGAGGAGGAGGAACAAACGAUGGCUUGAGGAUUUGGAGAAGGAGAGCAAGGGAAGGUUCAGUGAAGCUUCGCAUGGAGAGGAGGAGGAAGGGGAGGGGGCGCGGGAGCACGGGGAUGGGCAUUUGAUAGGGAGCGACGGGCAGUGGGAGCGAUACGGUGAGGUGCUGCUGCUGGAAUUGACUUCAAAGGAUGGCGUACCUUUAAUGUCCGUUCAGCCUGGUCAGUCAGAUCGGCCAAGCCACUCCGUAAAACCAGACCUGUCCAGUCAGAAGACACAUAGGGGGGUGGUGGUGCGAAAUGGGACGGAGGGACAAGGGGUGAGAAGGGAGCAGGCGAAAUGGAAGGGGGGGGGUGAGGGGGGUUGGGUGGAGAGCAAAGAGGCAGUUGGGAGCGGUGGAGAGGCGAGUGGAAGGGGUGUUGGAGAAAAAGCCUUACUAGACGAGGUGGGGGUAACCUUAAAGGUCAAGUACGCAUCCAUAUUCCCGGGCGUGUACCAGGGCCUGAGGGCGUUUGCCGGGGGGCGAGUGCCGUAUGAGCGAGCCAUGGCGGAGCAAGAGGCGUUUCUGAGGGCGAAGAACGAGCUGCUGAGGCUGGAGAGGAGCGCAAAUCAGAUCUGCAACGCCGUUCGUGAGGUUCUUUCCAAUGAUGAGGACAUGGCGGAAAUGUACCUGUCUAGAAAAGCCUCUCUUACCCCUGGUGCAGCAAAUAGUGCCGAGCACAGCGAGGUGGAGGAGCUGUUGGAGGACCACCUGAGGCGCAUGGAGGAGGUGGACAUGGCAGAGAUGUAUUUGUCUAGGAAAUCCGCGCUCCCCCCGGGAACUAUCAACAGUGUGGAGCACAGCGAGGUGGAGGAGUUGUUGGAGGAUCACCUGAGGCGCAUGGAGGAGGUGGACAUGGCAGAGAUGUACCUGUCGCGGAAAUCAGCGCUACCGCCCGGUACUACUAACAGUGCGGAGCACAGCGAGGUGGAGGAGCUGCUGGAGGAUCACCUGUGGCGCAUGGAGGAGGUGAUGUACCUGUCAAGGAAAGGUGCGCUCCCCCCUGGGACUGCGAACAGUGCGGAGCACAGCGAGGUGGAGGAGCUGUUGGAGGACCACCUGAGGCGCAUGGAGGAGGUGGUGGGGGAGGCGGAGCAGCUGCUGUCCAUGUCCGAUGCCACCUCGGAGUACCUCAGAACAGCACUGGACAGGUGGGUUAUUGAUGAUAAUGGGGUGAGUGGCGAUAGAGGAGUGAGAGUGGUGUGGGUGGCACUGGUAGAGGAAGAGGCGGAGCAGCUGCUGUCCAUGUCCGAUGCCACGUCGGAGUACCUCCGAACCGCUCUGGACAGGUGGGUGAGGGACGAUAGGGGAGUGAGUGAUAGGUGGGACUGCACUGGACAGGUGGGUUAUGAUGAUAAUGGAGGGAGUUAUGAUGAUAAUGGAGGGGGUUAUGAUGAUAAUGGAGGGGGUUAUGAUGACAAUGGAGGGGGUUAUGAUGAUAAUGGAGGGGGUUAUGAUGAUAAUGGAGGGGGUUAUGAUGAUAAUGGAGUGAAUGACAAACGUUUAGUGCGAGUGGCGUUGGGGGUAAAGGUAGAGGAAGAGGCGGAGCAGCUGCUGUCCAUGUCCGAUGCCACGUCGGAGUACCUCCGAACCGCACUGGACAGGUGGGUGAGAGUGGCGGUAGGAAGUGAUGGUGGGGGAUUGAGAAUGCCGUUGUUGGCACAGAUAGAGGAAGAGGCCAAGAGCAACUGCUGUCCAUCUUCUUCUUGUGUUUGA
Closterium sp. Naga37s-1 is the source of this 3216-nucleotide messenger RNA. NCBI's taxonomy places the organism in Eukaryota, Viridiplantae, Streptophyta, Zygnematophyceae, Desmidiales, Closteriaceae. The record is from the annotation of a GenBank genome assembly.